GAGGGGGUCUUGACGUCAGGCCACAUCAGCGUUAGUUCCACGCCUACUUCACUGUGCGCUUGCGCAGUAAUAGACACGCUCCGUUGCUUAGAAAACGGGUUGAGCGUAUUAAGGGAGACAACAGCGGUAUGGCUGGGGGUCAUCCCAACUUGGGCAGGGCCCUUUACAGUAUUCCUCCAACUCUGAGACGACAGCUGCGAGACAAUGACAGCCAACAAUGGAGAUCCGUGUAAAAGACAUUCAAAUGAAAGCCCCGUCAACUGGAAUGUUAAUGUAAACGCAAUUCAAUCAGACAAGUUUUUAUCUCUUCUUUUGAGCAUGGUUCCUGUGGUGUGCCAGAAGGUCCAAGAAGAGAGACUGAAGAAGGUCAAUGGAUUGACACCCACUGGUUAUGGUUUUAACAUUCGAACUGACCAGCACUUGGAAUACCAUAAUUUCUCAGAACCAAAUUACCAUGGAAAUGGCCCCCAUUGUUCAAGCCUUUGCAGUACAAAUUAUGACUUUGAUGGUUAUGAUUACUGUGAUGGAAUUGAUGCAUCUGAAACUGAUGCUAUGCUGCAGGAUAGCAGGUCAUCUGCUGAUGGAGAUAAAGAUGCCCUUGUCGAGGGGAGCAAAAAACAGGCUAAAGAAUCAAGCAUUGCCAUGGCAUUGCAAAUACUUGUGCCAUUUUUGUUGGCUGGGUUUGGAACAGUGUCAGCUGGCAUGGUUUUGGACAUUGUUCAGCACUGGGAAGUAUUCAAAAAUCUUACAGAAGUCUUUAUCCUGGUUCCUGCAUUACUUGGUCUCAAGGGAAACUUGGAAAUGACAUUGGCGUCCAGGCUUUCAACUGCAGUUAAUGUUGGAAAGAUGGACUCUCCUAUUGAGAAGUGGAACCUAAUCAUUGGCAACUUAGCUUUAAAGCAGGUACAAGCAACAGUGGUUGGCUUUUUGGCAGCUGUAGCUGCUGUUAUAUUGGGCUGGAUCCCAGAGGGUAAAUACCGGUUAGAUCAUGCAGUCCUUCUGUGCUCCAGUAGUGUAGCUACAGCUUUUAUUGCAUCUCUUCUGCAAGGCAUAAUCAUGGUUGGAGUCAUUGUAGGAUCGAAAAAAACAGGAAUAAAUCCAGACAAUGUUGCUACACCUAUAGCAGCCAGCUUUGGGGAUCUGAUCACUCUGGCUAUAUUGGCUUGGAUAAGUCAGGGACUUUACAAUUGCCUUGGUUCUUACGCAUUUGUAUCCCCAUUAGUUGGGGCUUUCUUCAUAGCAAUGACUCCAGUAUGGAUUGUUAUAGCUUCUAAACAUCCAGCCACAAGGACUGUUCUUCAUUCCGGCUGGGAGCCGGUCAUUACUGCAAUGCUUAUCAGCAGCAUUGGUGGCCUUAUACUAGACACUACUGUAUCUGAUCCAAAUCUUGUUGGGAUUGUUGUCUAUACACCAGUAAUAAAUGGUAUUGGUGGUAAUUUGGUGGCCAUUCAGGCAAGCAGAAUAUCUACAUAUUUGCAUUUAUACAGCAUCCCUGGGGAGCUGCCAGAAGAUGCCAAAGGUUGUUACCACCCUUGCAGGACCUUCUGUGGAACAGGAGUUAACAAUAAAUCGGCUCAAGUUCUACUAUCGCUAGUGAUCCCAGGCCAUUUAAUUUUCCUGUAUACCAUCUAUUUAAUGAAGAGCGGUCACACAUCACUGACACCCAUCUUUGUAGCUGUUUAUUUAUUAGCAGCUUUACUACAGGUAUUUGCACUGCUAUGGAUCGCAGACUGGAUGGUGCAUCACAUUUGGAGGAAAGGAAAAGAUCCCGACAGUUUCUCCAUUCCUUAUCUUACAGCCCUGGGGGAUCUAUUGGGCACGGCAUUGCUCGCCAUCAGUUUCCAUGUCCUUUGGCUUAUAGGGGACAGAGAUGGAGACGUUGGAGAUUGAUAUAUAUGUAUAUAGUGCCAAACCAACCUUCUCCCGACCAUGACCAAACCUGCCAGAGCCAAACAACUGUCAGAUAGAGGAUGAGUGGCGCGCAUCUACUCAGCACAAGCAAACAUAAGAAUUCAUGGCAAAAUGUUCUUUUUAGCAGGGAACAUUUCAUUAAAAUAGACAAAUGCCACACGGGGAGGUACAUUUAUCAAAGGUCGAAUUUCGAAUUCAUGUGUUUUUUUAAAAAACUUCCCUUAACUCCCAUAAAUUCAAAAUUCAACCAAUCGAUAUUUAUCAAAAAUAAAAUUUUUAAAACUUGGAUGAAUUAAAACGACCAAAAGAAUCGAAUUUGAUUUGAAUUUAAAAAAAAAAAACGUAAGUUUUUUUUCUCGGAAAAAAACCCUGAAUGUCGGGUAGGCUGCAAACAACUCCAAAUUGAUCCCUGGAGUUCUCCCAUUGACGUAAAGAGGUGGUUCACCCUUAAGGUAACUUUUAUUAUGCUAUAGAACAGCCAGUUGUGAUCAAAUUUCCAGUUGGUUUUCAUUAUUUAUUUUUUAUGGUUAUUUGCCUUUUUCUUCUGACUCUUUGCGGCUUUCAAGUGGGCGUCGCUGACACCUUCUAAAAAGCAAAUGCUCUGUAAGGCUACAAAUGUAUUGGUUGCUACGGUAAUUAUAACCCUAGUUACCAGAUUGCUUGAAAAGCAAAUUAAAGAGCUACUGAAUAAAAAGCCAAAUAACUAAAAAACCACAAAUAAGAAAAAAUUAAACAAAUGGCAAAUUGUCUCAGAAUAUCACCCUCUACAUCAUAUUAAAAGUCAUCUCAAAAGUGAACAACCCCUUUAAACAGCAAUUCGGCAGGUUUUAGGUGGCGAAUAGUCAAAUUCGAGUUCUUAGGGCCAGAGGGAUAAAUCUCAAGAAUCGAAUUGGUUUUUUUUUAAAAAAAACAAAAAACCUUGAAUCGAAGUUGAGUAACUCCCUAGUCAAAUUUGCCAGUUUGGACCAUAAAAAAAAUCAAACUUUCAAUUUGACCCUUGAUAAAUCUGUCCCUGUGUGUGUACAUUUCAUCAAACAUUGGAGAGGAUAACAUGAAUUUUAGCUGAUUGUCUUAGAAACUACAAUUAAUAUGCACCUUACGUUCAAGGGAAAAGAAAAGUAUAUUUCUGGCUCAAAGAUUACAAUAGGAGUCAAUAUAUUAUCAUGGGGACAAAUGGAGGUAACGGAAAUGUAUUUACUUAAUUUAAUGUUAACUUAUGUUGGUCAUUUGUGUGUUUCAUUCUUUCCAUUAGCAGUUCAUUCUUAUUUGCAUUGUUUGCACAAUGUUGCAUUUUAUGGUGAAUUAGCGCCGAUAUGAAUGGGAAAGCAGCUGGUUUCAGUUUGAAGUUGCGUGUAAGGGCCACAGAAGUCUGUUAUUUAACCAAGAUCUCUUUGCUCUAAAGCUUUCCAUACAUGAACCAACCAGCAUGUCCAGUGCAGUCAGCCAAAUAGGUAUUUGCUGGCCAAUUUCACUUUAUCCCUGCUUACUAGCGUACAUGUAAAGUCAUUGGGGCUCAUUUAUAAAAACUGGGCACAUUUGCACCUGGGCAGUAACCCGUAGCAACCGAUCAGUGAUGAGCUUUUUUUUUCAGCCAGCUGCAGGUUGAACAGUGAUGUAAUCAUCUGAUGGUUACCAUUGGUUACUGCCCAUGUGCAAAUUUGCUCAGUGUUUCUAAAUUACCCCCAUUGUGACCAGUCAGAUGCUGAGUAUCCGAUUGCACUGUGGUGCUUUUCCUUUGAAUUUUUGUAACAUAGGUGACUUGCCAUUAAACUGUUUCUAGGUUCUGCUCAUCAUGUACUAAAUAUUUUUUUUAUUGUGAUGUAAUAUAGGGGUAGUUCAGUUUUAGUAGAAUGUAGACAGUGAUAUUCUCAGCUCAUUUGCAAAUAGUCAUUUUCAAAUUUUUUUUUUUUAAGUUAACUUUUAUCCA
Molecule: messenger RNA, 3838 nt
Organism: Xenopus laevis (African clawed frog)
Lineage: Eukaryota; Metazoa; Chordata; Amphibia; Anura; Pipidae
Gene: slc41a2.S
Product: solute carrier family 41 member 2 S homeolog
Exons: 11
Coding region: 205-1890 (561 amino acids)
Biological process (GO): metal ion transport; monoatomic cation transmembrane transport; monoatomic cation transport
Cellular component (GO): plasma membrane; membrane
Molecular function (GO): monoatomic cation transmembrane transporter activity; transmembrane transporter activity
Source: RefSeq, a predicted model, not a curated record